Molecule: messenger RNA, 2804 nt
Organism: Ooceraea biroi (clonal raider ant)
Lineage: Eukaryota; Metazoa; Arthropoda; Insecta; Hymenoptera; Formicidae
Product: sodium/potassium-transporting ATPase subunit beta-2
Biological process (GO): intracellular sodium ion homeostasis; potassium ion import across plasma membrane; sodium ion export across plasma membrane
Cellular component (GO): sodium:potassium-exchanging ATPase complex
Molecular function (GO): ATPase activator activity
Source: RefSeq, a predicted model, not a curated record
AGGAAGGUCGCAGCGCGUUCGGACGCUUAGUCAACCUGGUGGCGCCGAGGGACCAACUGCCGGCGGCGAAGAAACUACCUGCGGCCUAACGGAGGAAAGAAAAGAGGAGAGAGCCGAGGGACUCGAGUAGUCAAGCCGAGGCGACUUAGUGACGAGUGUUUUCCCGGAGCCGGGUGUUCGGUGCACGCGUAGGUGUCUCGGGUGCGCGCCGAGUGUUCUUUGAGGCCUCGUAACAGGUGGGAGACCGAGACGCGGCGCGAUGGUGGCCAAGGACCCGAAGAUGGUUACCGCGAUGGAGUUGAUGAACCCGUACGAGAAACCGCCCAGCAUGUCGGCCAGCCAGACCAUGAGGACUUUCCUGUACAAUCGUGAGACCGGCGCGUUCAUGGGCAGGACCGCCAGUAGCUGGGGUAAAAUUGGACUUUUUUACUUGAUAUUCUAUGGAGUCCUGGCGGCACUCGUCGCUAUCUGCUUCUGGGGAUUCUUUCAAACUCUCGAUCCGAGAAUACCAAGGUGGCAGCUUGAGAGAUCCAUCAUUGGAACAAAUCCAGGAUUAGGAUUCAGGCCGAUGCCACCGACAGAGAAUGUGGAAAGCACUUUGAUUUGGUACAGGGGCACCGACAGCGAAAACUUCAAGCACUGGGUUGAUUCACUACAAACCUUUUUAAAAGAUUAUAUCACACCUGGGUCUGUUCUUGGUCUUGGUGCUAACAUUAACAAAUGCGAUUACAAUCAGCCACCGCCGCCCGGGAAAGUUUGCGAUGUUGAUGUGAAGAAUUGGCAUCCUUGCACCAAGGAGAACAGAUAUAAUUAUCAUAAAUCCGCUCCCUGCAUUUUUCUAAAAUUGAACAAGAUUUAUGGCUGGAGGCCAGACUUUUACAACGAUACUGAGAAUUUACCGACGAAGAUGCCACUCGACCUUAAAGAGCACAUCGCAAGUCUGAAAGGGAACAACUCCCUGCAGCUGAACACAAUUUGGGUAUCCUGCGAAGGUGAGAAUCCUGCUGACCAGGAGAACAUCGGACCGAUCAAUUACUUGCCACGACGCGGUUUCCCCGGUUACUUUUAUCCCUAUGAAAAUUCCGAGGGUUACUUGAGUCCGCUGGUUGCAGUGCAUUUCGUCAGACCACGAACUGGAAUCCUGAUAAACGUGGAAUGCAAAGCAUGGGCCAAAAACAUUAAGCACAGUCGUACCGACAAGAUCGGCGCGGUCCACUUCGAACUGAUGAUAGAUUAACAAAAUCUGCAAAUAGCCAGCGAGUUUCCGUGUGGCCUUCUAAACCAAAACCAACGAGUUCCUUUAAGGUUCUCGAGAUAGCCAUUAUAGGCGAAUUUUUACUUUUCAAAUAAUUAAAUCGCGAAGUGGACAUGCAUCUCUCUGAAGUCGAGGGCGUAUUCACUCUCCGGACGACAUUAAUCGAGUACAAAACAAAAAGGACUCUUACGACCGACGUUCCUGAAAUUAAAAACUGGAUUAUACAUGCGCCGAGGUGAAAAUUGCACGCCUUUAAAAGUGCAUUUGCGUAAAGUGGACGGAAAUAUCGACGAGAAUAUAAUGGUAUAGAAAACAGUACCGCUAUUCUCAUCAAUAUUCACUGCGUUUAUAAACAAGUUCUCUUUCAAGAAUUUAACAUUCGGUUUUUCGUGCAAUCAAAAGCUCCGGGAACAAAUGGAACGAUGGAAUCUCAAGGAAUCAAGUAUUUUAUGUGCCUUUUGUCGCUUGUGAGCGCAAUUUAUUUGUAAAAAUCGACCAAGAUCUAAUGUAAAGAAGAAUCUCAUCGGAAAAUAUUUAAUACUCAUGUAUAUUAGCUGAGUAGAUUUUUUAUAAUCAGAGAUGUGUGAUUUUUGAGACUUUUUUAAUGUUCAAAUGAGAGAUCAAUGAAUAGAUCAAUGAAUAGAAAUCAAUGUACUCAGGUAACGUCAUAUUUUUUUAUCUUAUUGGAACGUCAAUAGCUUUGUCAAAUAGGAAAUAAUAAUCGUGAAAUAGAUAAUAAGCAUGAAACUUUCGUAAAUGAGGAGUUUGAAGCAAAAAUGGCAAAUAUGUUAAGUACAGGAAUAAUUAACAAAUUGUCUUAAUAUUACGCAAUGUUGUGUCAGUAUUGAAACAUAUAUAUCAUAAAACAAUACUAAACUAAACGAUUUUAAUCUUGAUUUCGUCAUAUGUCAAUAUUAUGCAUUUAGUUUAAAAAAUGUUGACGCUAAUAUAUUCCAUUUUUAUUCUUAUUUCCUCGCGUGAAGUUUCUACAAUAAUUUCGAAUGUCAUCUUGUGUUGUAAAAAUCAAUUUAGAGAUAAGUAUUUUUUUCUCUUAAAACAAAUAGUGUUCAUAGGUUUGAGAUAAAUAUAGAAAUAAAAGACUAUGUAAAGGCUUAAUCCAAUAAACAUGUAUUAAGCCAGCUUAAUGACAGAUUAGUGAUUAGGAAAUGCACGAUAUUUUUCUAUUGGAUUUAAAAUUAUCGAUAUCAUUUUAUUUGUUCGUCUUAUCACAUAUUUUAUAACUUACAAUUCGAAAAAGCGUUUUAAAGUAUUUUAAACGGCAGCUGAUAAGUGUCAAUUUUUUCUCGGUGCAAUUAGUAUACAGCGAGCAAUUUAUGCGAAGCAUUGUAAUUAAAUCGUAAUUAAGUUUUAAUUAUUUAAGCGCAGCUUUUAGUUAAUGACGGUCUUUCUGAUGUAGAAGGGACCGUAAAUUCUUGCUGCUUGAUUCAUUCCACAUAUUGAUUCAGUUCGAUUAAUUACUUUAAAUGUAAGGAAAAAUAAUUUAUCUGACUUUGCGAGAGUUGAUCGAAAAAUAAAGUUCUCAAAAUUG